CUGUCAUACUGGCGAUCUCUUACGAUUUUUCGUCGUAAAUUCACAUCACGAAAACUCGAGUUUAAUUUUAUAGAAAUUGAAUAAUGUCAAACGACGACGAAGUUGUAAAAGAUACAAAUGUUUAUAGAGGAUUUAUUAAAGCUCUUUACAAUACAAUCGAUGGACCCGUAACUUAUUUCCGAGAGAAGAUUGUUGAGCCGAACCAGAAGAAGUAUCCAUGGUACCACCAGAAGUUCCGUCGUGUGCCAACCAUCGACCAAUGCUACGAUGAUGAUGUGAUUUGCGAUUUUGAGGCGAACGCACAGUUCAAACGUGAUAGGGCUGUAGAUUCUGAGAUCCUAGGAAUUCUGCGUCAACGUUAUGAGGACUGCAUGGUCUAUGAACGCCCUGACCAUGCUAAGGCUUGCAAACCUCUUUGGGACAAGUACAAGGAAUCUGAAGAGGCCUGGUUUAUCAAAUAUGGUGAUCUUGGUGCGUAUGCUGAUGCUCGUAAAGCAUACAUGAAGCAGAAGCAUCGCAUGGUCUGGGAAAGACGUCACGGACCCCUGUCUGACCUGACAUGUUAACUCUCAAAUUGCAAUUCGUGUAAUACUAAGUAGGUUCUGGUGUUUAAAUAAACAAUGUAAAUUAUAGCA
Messenger RNA from Spodoptera exigua (beet armyworm), 635 nucleotides. Lineage: Eukaryota; Metazoa; Arthropoda; Insecta; Lepidoptera; Noctuidae. The record is from the annotation of a GenBank genome assembly.